AUAAUUAAAGACGAGUGAAGAAAGACUGCGAACUGCAAAUUUGUUCCGUAAAAAGUACAUAAUAAUUGGUCUUUAACAAAUUUAUCGACGACCAAUCAAUUUUUAUGUUUAUAUCUUUAAGUGAUAUGGCUGCAGUCGAUUUAGUUGGUAUCACGAUUUUUGAAAAAGACUUAGAUGGAGAAAUUAUUUGUUCAUGGAUUUAUCCUAGUAUUAAUGCUGAGUUAAAAAGGUACUUUAUUGGAAAAUGUAACUUCGUACUUUCUGAACAUGAUCAGAUAACUUUUUAUUAUGGACACAUUCAGACAAUUUGGUACUAUGUUAGUGUUUCUAAAGAAGAUAAUAUUACUAAAAAAAAGAUCAAAGAUGUCUACAUUUUUACCAUUAGUAAUAGUUUUAAUCCUGAAUUUCAUGAAGCGCUUGGAAAAGAGUUCCUAAAGAGUUAUACAUUUGGCAUGUCUGCAAUACUUAAUCAAUAUUUAUCAAUUUAUACUAAAGGUUUUUGUACAUGCUGUGAUUUAUCUAUGUUAACAGCAGAAAAGUUUGAUCAGUAUAAAGCAUAUUCACAAACAUGUAUAAAAGAGUUGAUCACUUUAUUUGGUAUGGAAAUAGUAUUAUUGUACAUUGGUAUGCUUCUCAAAAAACGCAUAGUUAUAUAUGCACCAAAACUUCAGAUGCUUUUAGACAUUUGCAGAUCUAUGCCAGCCUUGACUUAUCAUCGUCUUAACUGGAAUAUAGUUUAUCCACAUAUGAGUUUGAAUGACGCAAAUGAUAUAAACACUCUGAAAAAGCAACGUACAUAUGUCGUAGGUUUCACUGAAGCUGGUCUUGAAAAUAGAAAUGAUCUUUAUGAUUUAUUCAUUAAUGUUUCUGAUGCUGAAGUAGUUAUCAAUCCUGACUCAAAAGAGUAUUUUCAGAUGAGUAAGUUGCAUAAAGAUAUUGCGACCUACUUAGUUCAAACAUCUCAAGAUGAUGAUGUUGGAGAUGAUGAUAUCAUUAAGGGUUUAACAAAGAAAACCAAAGAUAUUAUCGAUAGUUUGAAAAACAUGGACUCAGAAAAUCAGACCAAUCCUGGUGUUUCAAUGGAUUUACUAAAGUCAAAAAAUUUGAGUAAAGCAAUGCAAGCUUUUUUAUUUAAUCUUGCAUCGGCGGAAGGUUUAGUGAAAAUAAUUUCAUAAUACACAUUUGAUAGUGUAUUAUUAAAUUGACUUAAAUGACUUUUUUUUAAAUUAUUUUUAUAAAUAAUUUCGAAUUAUUUAUUUUUUAA
Molecule: messenger RNA, 1264 nt
Organism: Hydra vulgaris (swiftwater hydra)
Lineage: Eukaryota; Metazoa; Cnidaria; Hydrozoa; Anthoathecata; Hydridae
Product: DENN domain-containing protein 10
Biological process (GO): protein transport; regulation of early endosome to late endosome transport
Cellular component (GO): late endosome
Molecular function (GO): small GTPase binding; guanyl-nucleotide exchange factor activity
Source: RefSeq, a predicted model, not a curated record